AUGGCAGCACUGGGACUAGACCUGAGCUCGAAGCGGCUGCGGAAACGUAGCGACUACGGCUACCACCUAGAUUAUCGACUGCGCUGGAACGACAAUGACAUUUUUGGCCACAUGAACAAUCCCAACUACGGUGUGCUGGCGGACAGUAUCAUCAACGAAUACAUGAUCAAAGAAUGCGGAUAUACCGUGAACAAACACCAGCAAGCCGCAAUCAUUGCCAACACCUACUUUGACUAUUUCGGGUCUGUCAGCUACCCGGAUAUGGUCGAGUGUGGACUGCGGAUUGUCAAGCUGGGCAAAUCCAGCGUCAUGUACGAAGUGGGGGUUUUCAGACGAGGCGAUGAAGAUGUCAAAGCAGUGGGAGGCUCGACGCACGUCUUUGUCACGCAAAUCGACGGGCAAUUGGGAAAGCCUGCUGAGGGUGGCAUGCCGAGAGAAAUGAGGCAGGGCUAUGAGAGGUUGAUCAACAUGUCAAAUCCACGUUCAACUCUCUAG
Messenger RNA from Fonsecaea multimorphosa CBS 102226, 495 nucleotides. RefSeq lists its product as uncharacterized. NCBI's taxonomy places the organism in Eukaryota, Fungi, Ascomycota, Eurotiomycetes, Chaetothyriales, Herpotrichiellaceae. Gene Ontology annotation, molecular function: fatty acyl-CoA hydrolase activity. The coding region runs from base 1 to 495 and encodes 164 amino acids. The transcript has 2 exons. The record is from RefSeq and is a predicted model, not a curated record. Gene Ontology annotation, cellular component: mitochondrion.